Messenger RNA from Neomonachus schauinslandi (Hawaiian monk seal), 2413 nucleotides. Its product is annotated as palmitoyltransferase ZDHHC5-like. Gene Ontology annotation, molecular function: palmitoyltransferase activity. Gene Ontology annotation, biological process: protein palmitoylation. NCBI's taxonomy places the organism in Eukaryota, Metazoa, Chordata, Mammalia, Carnivora, Phocidae. The record is from RefSeq and is a predicted model, not a curated record.
CUCUUGCCUUGUUCUGGGGAGUGGUUAUUCAUCAUUUGGAAUCACCUUUCCCCCUCCCAUGUGUUUUCCUUCAUUUGAGAUCUUUUGACCUUUGGUUUUCUUUGGGAGGGGGAAGGGUGAUAAUUUUAAAUUUCUGUUUCCCCGGUUUCCUUCUGUACUCUUUUUCUCCGUUGUUCCCCUCCUCCCAUUUUCUUGUCUGUUCUGCCACUGUGUGGGCCUGGGCUAUGCGGCAGGGCAGACCUCCCAUCAGAGCUCCAACAUGCCCGCAGAGUCUGCAAAGAGAUUCAAGCCCAGCAAGUAUGUUCCGGUCUCAGCAGCCACCAUCUGCUUAGUGGGAGCUAUGACCCUUUUCUUUGCCUUUACCUGUCCAGGACUAAGCCUCUAUGUGUCACCUGCAGUGCCCAUCUGCAAUGCGGUGGUUUUUCUCUUUGUGCUGGCCGACUUCAGCAUGGCCACCUUCAUGGACCCAGGGAUUUUCCUUCGAGCUGAGGAGAAUGAAGACAAGGAAGAUGACUUCCGAGCUCCCCUUUACAAAACAGUGGAGAUUAAGGGCAUCCAGGUGCGCAUGAAGUGGUAUGCCACCUGCCGUUUCUACCGUCCUCCUCGAUGUUCCCACUGCAGUGUCUGUGACAAUUGUGUGGAGGAGUUUGACCAUCACUGCCCCUGGGUGAACAACUGUAUCGGUCGCCGGAACUACCGCUGUUUCUUCCUUUUCCUCCUCUCCCUGACAGCACACAUCAUGGGUGUGUUUGGCUUUGGCCUCCUCUAUGUCCUCUACCACAUGGAGGAACUCUCAGGGGUCUGCACGGCUGUCACAAUGGCAGUGAUGUGUGUGGCUGGCUUAUUCUUCAUCCCCGUAGCUGGCGUCACGGGAUUUCAUGUGGUGCUGGUGGCUAGGGGACGCACAACCAAUGAACAGGUUACAGGUGAAUUCCGAGGAGGUGUGAACCACUUCACCAGUGGCUGCUGUAACAAUGUCAGCCGUGUGCUCUGCAGUUCCCCAGCACCCAGGUAUUUGGGGAGACCAAAGAAAGAGAAGACGAUUGUCAUCAGACCUCCCUUCCUUCGACCAGAAGUGUCAGAUGGGCAGAUAACUGUGAAGAUCAUGGACAAUGGCAUCCAGGGAGAGCUGAGGAGAAGCAAGUCUAAGGGAAGCUUGGAGAUCACAGAGAGCCAGUCUACAGAUGCUGAACCCCCACCUCCUCCUAAGCCGGACUUGAGCCGUUACACGGGGCUACUAACACACUUCAGCCUGGCUACUAAUGAGGAUGGCAGCCUCCUGGGCAAGGACAGCCCUCGCACACCUACCAUGUACAAGUACCAGUCGGGCUACAGUAGCAGCAGUACGUCAGCCACCAUGCCUCAUUCCUCCAGCGCCAAGUUGAGUCGUGGGGACAGCUUGAAGGAGCCGACCUCAGUUGCAGAGAGCAGCUGCCAUCCCAGCUACCGCUUGGAGCCCAGCUUGGAGCCAGAGAGCUUCCGUUCUCCCACCUUUGGCAAAAGCUUUCACUUCGAGCCACUAUCCAGCGGCUCACGCUCCUCCAGCCUCAAGUCAGCCCAGGACACUGGCUUUGAGCUGGGCCAGUUGCAGUCCAUUCGUUCAGAGGGCACAACCUCCACCUCCUAUAAGAGCCUGGCCAACCAGACACGCAACAGAAGCCUGUCUUACGACAGCUUGCUCACUCCUUCGGACAGCCCCGAUUUCGAGUCCGUGCAGGCAGGGCCUGAGCCAGACCCACCUUUAGGCUACACCUCUCCCUUCCUGUCAGCCCGGCUGGCCCAGCAGCGGGAAGCCAAGAGGCACCCACGUUUGGUGCCAACCGGCCCAACACACUGAGAGCCCUCCCUGGUCUGGUACGACAAUCUGUCGCGCCAUAUUGUGGCCUCCCUCCAGGAAUGAGAGAAGCUGCUACGCCAGUCACCCCCACUCCCAGCACGAGAAGAACCAGGCUUGGGGGACUCAGGCAUUCAGUCAACGCCGGGCUCAGGCCAUGCCCCUUGCACUAGUUCCUCCUCAGAUGAUUCAAAGAGAUCACCCUUGGUCAAGACGCCACUGGGACGCCCAGCUGCCCCCCGUUUUGGCAAGCCAGAUGGGCUAAGGGGCCGGGGACUAGGGUCCCCUGAACCAGGCCCAGCCGCCCCAUACCUGGGCCGAUCUGUGUCUUACAGCAGCCAAAAAGCCGGUGUCACCCCAGCUGGUGUCUCUGAGGCAGAGGAAGUAGCCUUGCAGCCAUUAUGGACACCCAAAGAUGAAGUACAGCUCAAGACCACCUACAGCAAAUCCAAUGGGCAGCCCAAGAGUAUAGGCUCUGCCUCCUCUGGCCCAGGCCAGCCACCUCUCAGCAGCCCCACAAGGGGCGGAGUCAAGGAGGUGUCAGGGGUGGGUGGUACCACCUAUGAGAUUUCCGUGUGA